AUGGUAGACCCACGUUACGAUGUCCCUGUGGUAGGACUGGGCACCGCCAGCUUUUAUGUGAUCCAUUCCCUUGCGCUAACCUGUAUCCUAACCAGCCUUUUUUCGGCUAUAUCAAUAAUUGUUGCAUCCUUUUGCACACGAUCUGCUAGAACCUUCUUCAAAUCGUGGUCGAAAUGCGAACGUUUUGUCGUUUAUUUGGCUUUUUGCGAUGGUUUUUUUAACCUCGCUCACUUCAUGGAUCAUUUCCAUAUGGCAAUUGUCAAAGACCACGUCCAUCCAAUAGAACUGUGCGAAUUCUAUGGUUUUAUUGUAUUCAUGUUCAUUUCCUCGCAAAUGUUCCUGGUAUCCCUAAUUGCAAUUAACGCCUUUGCUCUGAUGAAAUUUGGUAAAAAUAUAAACUUUGGAAAGUAUGAUUGGAAACUUCUUUUGUUAACAUAUGGAUUUCCAUUUGUUGAGUGUCUUGCUGUUACCAUUGCCGGUGAGAUGGGGCCAACUGGAGCGUAUUGUGGGGUAGCGGGAGACGUCUCUUCUCUUUUCUUCUCUGCAAUACCAGUGUUGAUUGUAAUAACUCUAAACAUCAUUCUGUAUACAAUUACAUGGUUCAAGAUUCGAUCGGAGACAAAACGAUUGGCCGGUACAAUCGGAGAGAAGGCUAAUUCUGACAGAAAAAGCGCUCAGGCUGCCAAAAAUAUGUCUUUGUUUGUACUGGUAUUCAUUAUUCAGUGGUGGGCUUUGGUGGUCUACGGAGCCUGGCAAAUGGCGGUUGAAAACGUUCCUCUUGAAAUGUUCCUUUUAGUGACGACGUUUUCUAAUAUAGGCGGGGUUUUGAAUGGAAUUGUCUUUUUGCUCAUGCGUAGAAACAAAAAGCGUCAGACACUCCCGAAAGUGACGACUGUCAUUUCUGUUAAUAUGAAGUCACAGACGACCGAGACCAGAGUAUCGGACUAG
Saccostrea cuccullata (small rock oyster) is the source of this 948-nucleotide messenger RNA. RefSeq lists its product as uncharacterized. Lineage: Eukaryota; Metazoa; Mollusca; Bivalvia; Ostreida; Ostreidae. The record is from RefSeq and is a predicted model, not a curated record. Gene Ontology annotation, biological process: adenylate cyclase-activating G protein-coupled receptor signaling pathway. The transcript is spliced from 3 exons. Bases 1 to 948 code for a protein of 315 amino acids. Gene Ontology annotation, cellular component: plasma membrane. Gene Ontology annotation, molecular function: G protein-coupled receptor activity.